Molecule: messenger RNA, 852 nt
Organism: Rotaria sp. Silwood2
Lineage: Eukaryota; Metazoa; Rotifera; Eurotatoria; Philodinida; Philodinidae
Source: the annotation of a GenBank genome assembly
AUGAAAUUUGUUAUUCGAAUUUCAAAAUGUCCUAUUUUGAUGGAAUUUGAUGCUCGCAUAAUACCUCGUGCACCGCAAGAAGAAUGGUCACAUCGAAUUAAAUUAGUUUCAGUAACUGGUGUUGAUUUUGCUGGACGAGUACAUGAUAUAAAGGAUAUUGUUACUUACGUCACAAACUGGAAGGAUGUUUAUGAAAUCAAUCCGAAGUCGGGUGCACUACUAGUUUAUAAUAAAAGAGAUUUUCGUCGGAAACCUAAUGGUUCACGAGGAAAACUAGACAAAGAUCUCCUUCAAAAAGAUUUAAUGCAUAUGGCAAGACUUCGACUACAAGCUUGUGAUAAUGAAGAAGUACAAGUUGUAGUCGAAACAGGUAUUGGACUUGGUGUAUUUGCUGGUACAGCUAUUGGAAUUGAUGAAACAGUGCGAGCACUUUCUGCAUUCGCUAUUCGAAAAGUACUUGAAGAAGAUGGGCCAACUUAUCGAAACAUACAAGCCGUUGUAUUUGCUCUACCUAUUUUUGGUGGAAGCUAUCGAAAUGAUAAAAGACGAGAUACGUAUCAAGCGUUUGUUGAUGAAUUUAAUGGAAGCAAUUACCAAGGCUGUAUUCCUGUAUUAGUUGCUGAUCAAGACAUGCAUCGAUUAACUGUAGCCAUUGCUCGUAUGGGUUUUAAUGUUUCUGAGUUGAAUCCUGCUGAUUCACAUGGUGUAUUUGGUGAAUAUUGGCAAAAUCGAGGACCAGGCGUGGAAGAAAAACUAGCUUUAACUACAGUGGGUCUACUUGUUCAACAUCAUCUUAUUAAUCCACAUGUACUUGAUCCAAAGCAUUACGAUUUUAUUCAACUAAAGCCAUAG